UUUUCCCACACACGCGUUGUCGCUCGUACACACCAUCGUCACUGUUGCAAACACAUCACGGGUACAACCCUUUGACAAUUCCAGACGUAAACCUCACCAGCUGCUCCGGUUGAACCAGCUACACACAGCAGGCACCAUGAGAGGGGCUCUCGUUCAAGCCGGUCUCUUGGCCGCGGGCGCUGGGCCGUCGUCUUCAGCCCUGGCGGCCGUUGUAGAAGCCAGUACGCUAGCCACCGUGACCGUCGCAGCACCACUGUACGACACUACAGUCACUGCUAGUGAUGGUGGUUGUAGCCCUACCGGCUGCAUUGGCGACAAUACCAGAGAUGGCGACGCGACAUCUGUUGAAUCCCGCUGGUCCUGCAAGCCUGCCCUUGGCGAUGCCGGCUCAGUGUGUAGGAUCACGUACGGCCUGGGCAUCCAGUACCAGCUGACCGGUUUGAACAUCGCGAUGUACAAGGGUGACGAGCGGACGAGGACCCUCGAAAUUAACAUCGACAACCUCCCGUACACUGUCUGGACCAGCUCGGGCACAACCACCGACUUCGAAACCAUUGAAGUCGACACUAUGGGGAGAUGGAUCGAUAUUGUCGGGGUUCUCGAGGACUCCGAGUGGCUCAGCAUCAUGGAGGUGGAGAUCCUGGUCGACGACGGUGUUACCGAUACCGAUGAUGUCGCUGGUACGACGGAGGUCGAGGCCGGCUCUCUGGGAAUCGUCACGGCCACCUCUGCCCUGUUCGAUCCCCGUCUCGGCGACUCCAAUGGAUGCGAUCCCGCGGGAUGUACAGCGGAACUGACAAGGGAUGGGGACGUCUCCGAUGGAUCCAGGUGGUCCUGCGCCCCCUCGCUCGGCGGGACGUGCAGCAUCUCCUACGACCUCGGGGCCGUCUACGACCUCUCCGAGCUCCGCCUCGCGUUGUACAAGGGGACGACGAGGGUCAGGACGGUCGACGUAACCGUCGACGGUUCCCUCGCCACCACCUGGACCAGCUCGGGCACAACGGACGGCUUCGAGAACGUUGAUCUGUCGGGAUAUUCUGGACAAGACGUCACCGUCACGGGUGUCCUGGACGAUUCGGAGUGGGUCAGCAUCACAGAGACAGAUAUCAUGGUGCUAUCGGACAGCGUCGUUUCGCCGCCCAGCCCUUCUACGACCACUCCGGCUCCCGUCUUCGCUCCCGCCGCUACUCCGACCCCGGCUCCUAAAGUACCCUCCCCCGAGCAACUAUUCGCCGCCAAAGAGAUCGAUGAGAUCGGUGCCGUCACCACUACGGCAACAUUGUUCGACCCCAGCCUCCUCGCUGACAAUGGAUGCGACCCGUCAGGGUGCACUGCGGGUCUAACGCGGGAUGGAGACUACGCGACGAGCUCCCGUUGGUCCUGCGCGCCCAAGCUUGGGGGCGAUGGCGACAGCUGCACUAUAUCGUACGACCUCGGGCAGGUGUACAACCUCGCGCAGAUCCGCUUAGCCAUGUACAAGGGCGACGAGAGGCAGGUGACGGCGGAGGUGCGAGUGGACGGUGUUCUGGUGACCACCUGGACGAGCUCGGGCACCACGGUCGGCGCCGAGAGCAUCUUGUUCUCCGACACGACGUCGGGGCAGGUGGUAGAGGUGACCGGCGUGCUGGGAGACUCGGAGUGGCUCAGCAUCAUCGAGACCCUGAUCUAUGUGUGGCCGGACACCGCCCCUACGCCAUCCACCACGGGGUCCACCCCUGCCCCCGCCCCCAUCACCCCCGUCGGAGAGCUUACGGCGGUGGGUCUCCUGCCGCUCGCGGACUGCACCGGAUGCUUCGGAGAGGACCUUCCUCCGUUCCACUCGAAGGACGGGGACUUCUCGACCUCUUGGACAUGCGUCGGGGGCACUGAGUGCACCCUUCGAUUCGACCUCUUCUCCUGGCGCCACAUCAAGCAGGUCAAGAUCGCUCUCCCUGAUGGCGCCGAGCGGGCGGUCGACAUGAGAAUCGCGGGCCGGUACGAUGAUGAACUGGCGGCAGCCUUUGCGGAAGCCUACGUGACCAGCUCUGGAACGACGGACGAAUUCGAGACAUACGACUUCGACGUCUUCACGAACGAGAUACUCAUCUCCGGUGUUUUUACCAGUGCCUCACAGACCAUCAGCAUUUCUGAGGUGGAGUUCAUGGAAGAGCUUCAGGCGGGCGAGAUUCAAAUUUCGGAGUGGAAUACCCCGUUGGCGGACGCCCGCGUGGACGGGCCGACGACCGACGCGUUCGAUUGGACUACUGACUCCGACGAUGCUAUCGGUCGAACCGUUGAGUUCGAGCUCGCUUGGUACGCCAUGGUGGAUGCGGUCGAGAUCAAGUUCCCCGUCGGGGACACUUACAAGUUCGACCUGGAGCUCAACGACGACCAGAUUCGUGGCGAGAUUCUGAAAACGAUUACCGGAUUCGAAAGCGCGGAUACCGCAGACUGGCAGUCCUUCGACCUAAGCCAGCACCUGGACGCCGACCAGUUCCUCACCGAGAUCAAUAUCGUUGUCCAGGGCACAGGCUCUGGAGCACCUGGCUUUGCGAUGCUCGACAUUAGGGUCAUGGGAACAGCUAUCGACAACCCUACCGACACGGUGUAUGUGGGCUCCACCUUCAUCGAGCGAUGGACCGGGCUCACGGACCGCUACCCGGACUUUGUGGCGGAGGGGACCGGAGACCAGAAGAUCAUCAUGGAGGCCAUCUGUACCGUCAAGAAGGCUUCUUUCGACGGCGUGGACUGUGUCGGGGGAGAUGACGCCGCCACCGGCACGGUGGUCCUCCCACAGGGCAGCUGGUAUGUGGACGGGAACAUCUUCAUGAAGUCGGGUGUCUUUCUCGAUGGCAGCUUUUCCGAGGACUCGCCAUACUUCACCGGCAUCAUUCUGGAGGAAGGGGCUGCCGGCAAAACGGACAUUGACGCAAUGGUUGUCAUGGAUGGCAUUUCCAAUGCCAUGACCGACAACAUUUGGAUCCGUGGGCACUACGACCCCGACACCAGCAACGACACUCCCGCCGUCCCGGGCCUGGGGUCGACCGGAUUGUCUGUUGUCGGCAGCACGAACAUCACUUUGCGAGACGCCGAGAUCCGCUUUCUCGACGGCGACGCCUUAGUUGUGCGCGACUCGAACAUGAUCAGCAUCGAUGCGGGCGAAUACGAAGAGCUCUACUCUCCCUGGUCCCUUGCUUCAAGCCGAGGCACCGGGCUUAUCGUGGACUCUUGCGACUCCAUCUACGUUCGCCGUCACACGCUUUACGAGAAUGGCGUCGCGGGGAUCCACAUCGUGGGGACCAACAACUUCACCUUCGAUGCGACCAUAGGCGAAGAGAGCACGGUUGGCGAAGGCAACGUCGGAAACCUGGAUGGGCAGCAGCCGAUCGACGUUAUCAUCGAGAGCUCGACCUUGGUGACCUUCAACGACCUGAGGGUACAAUCAUCCAAUGAUCCGAUAAUGAUGGUCUCCGAUAGCUCCACAGUGUCCUUCAACAACCUCGGACUAAGCCUCGUGGAGGCAGAUGCUUGCGUGAUCCAGGCCGACGACCCCAGCACGGUGACCAUUGACGCUGACGAAGACGAGCUUACUCUCGACGGCUCCUGCUACGUCAAGGUGUAAAAGGGAUCCCCGAGAGCUCUCGAUCAGAGCUAAAGGCAUCCUAUCUUGUAAAGGAGCAUGACACAAGAAACGAUUGUUUCCCCCAACGGAAUUGUUCGAGAGAGACUAGCAUGAAGAGUCGUCCUUGAUACCCAGGAAACUCUCCGCUAUGGUGCUGUCACUGGAUGGACACGUGGCCGGGGAUAGCUUUAAGGAAGAUCAUCGUUCGUGUGACAAUGAGUUUUUUUCGGCCAUCAUUGGAGAUCUGAUGGGCUGGUGCCAAAAGAACGGUUAUGAUUUGUGCUGCGCUAGACAAAGCAACGAGUUUUUCCAUAGAACAUGGAGAGUUGAUGGGCAGGUGCCAAAGAAAGGUUAUGGUUUGUGAUGCAAGGAGCAAUUGGUCGAUUCUCGUCGACACGGCCGAUUGAUCGCGUCCACGAAAGCCCGGCCAACAACGUGUGUGUUGUAUGUACGUUGUGUUCCGUCAUAUUAUUAUAGCUAUUCUGGGGGCCAGCUCUAGACUAAUGGAUCGUGAAAAUGUAUGGACAGUACUGUGGUAUCUUCGACGGGCUCCUAAGUUUAUAUAUUGCAGCCUCUUUGUAGGAGAUGUCGCCGGCAACGUCUGACAGUAUGCAUGUGGGUCCUAAGUCUGUGUUAUUGUGGUGGCUUUAUGCUGUAGAAUAGAACAGGUCCUGAGCAAAGACCAGAACCGGUUUUAGCGUAAGACAACAAAUCUGCAGUGGGCUAGACGGAAGAUAGCACACCCACACCCAGCAGCACACAGUAUCACACACCUGGUGGCGAGACGUUGACAGGUUAAUGUUAAUCCAAGACAUGCACCAACACUCCAAUCACAUCAUCGGGCUACGUGAGACACCACACCCGACACAAAUAUUGAUGUGAGGCGACUAUUAUAUUAGGAGUAGACUAUAUUCGUUUUGAAAGCCAAACUCUCAGCAACGGGUGUUGUCUUGGAACCAAUCCCUUCGGUUGGAGAGGGAAAGUCUUCGGGAAGACUGAAAGGUGGAGGGAUAGAUUUGAAGGGAGUCAAAAGUAUAUGCCAGUCCUUUGGGGCGUUUUUCUCGCGCUUCCAGGUCCCAGGGCGAUCAUGUCGAGGGCGAGCUUCUCAAACGCGCUUCGUGUGUUCGAUUUAGGUGCGUCGGUCGGUGGUUGCUACGUUUACUAGGAGGUGCAUAUAUUUCUUCAG
This is a messenger RNA of Ectocarpus sp. CCAP 1310/34, 4787 nucleotides long. Lineage: Eukaryota; Phaeophyceae; Ectocarpales; Ectocarpaceae. The record is from the annotation of a GenBank genome assembly.